UCCCCCUCGUCACUGAUGCUGCUGCGAGGGGUCAUUGCAGCUUGCCCCUCUGCCCAACACCCCGCCGCGCCUCGCCCACCGCCGGCACUGCAGCUUCCACCCAAACACCAUCGUUGGCGUAGCUGCUACGCCUCAGUGCACUCCUCUCCUACAGUUACUGUCUUUGCCCGACGGGUGAUAACCGCUGUCACUGCAGGUCACCGUAAGUCGCAGGCAGCAGGCGGUGCCACCUCUCACCACGUUGCGGAGAUUUGGAACGGCUCCACAAUGGAGGAUCAUUUUACGUAUGGUCCUCGCAGAGGCCCGUGUGUAGUCUGUGGCCAGGCUGGUACUGCAUGCGCGCGCUGCCGCGUCGCCUUCUACUGUGGCAAGGAACACCAGAAACAGCAUUGGAAACUGCAUAAGCCGACCUGCGGGUGCCUCGAGGUACGUGCCGACGAGCGUGUAGGCCGACACAUCGUGGCCGUUAAGGACAUCCCGAUGCGCACUGUCCUUAUGAGGGAGCUGCCGCUGGUCGUCUACCCUGGAGCCUCAACGAAUCCGCUUGAACCCACGAAGGUGUGCGUCGCCUGCUGUUUGAAGAUCAGUGAAACUGUCCCAUGCGGCCAUUGCGGGGCGCCCCUUUGUAAACGUAGCUGCCCCUAUCUUGAUCGCCACAACAUCGAAUGCGCUGCUUUAACUCGGUCAUCAAUGACAUGUUUUAGUGCCGAGAAGGAGAGUGUAAUCGGCGGAGUUAGGAUUUGGAAGUCAUUUCAGAAGGAAUACGGGCCUCGACUUCUUAAUCUGCAGCAUGAAAUAGCGACCCCAUCGUCUGAAAAUGAAACGGUAAGAGGGUGAAGAGAAAAGGAUCAC
This is a messenger RNA of Frankliniella occidentalis (western flower thrips), 852 nucleotides long. RefSeq lists its product as uncharacterized. The record is from RefSeq and is a predicted model, not a curated record. Lineage: Eukaryota; Metazoa; Arthropoda; Insecta; Thysanoptera; Thripidae. Bases 16 to 837 code for a protein of 273 amino acids. The transcript is spliced from 6 exons.